CUUUAUUUCGAUAUUUUUGAUACAAUGUUAACCUUCACAAGCCUAUUCAUCCUAUUUUCACUUAUCACGCGUGUAUUUGCACGUAAAAAUGUGACAAUGCCCAAAAAUCAAGAUCAAAUACUCAUUGAUGGAAAUUAUACGUCGGGAUACUAUUGUGUCAAGGAUCCUGAGGGUCAUAAUGUACAAACGAUUGAAGGUGAUGAUAUGCUUUUGUAUAGGACAGACACAGAUUCAAACAAUGUGUAUUUAAUGUGCUCCGAUAGUGUACCUGACUAUGGCAACGAAGAAUUGUGUGCACAACUAGAAAAUGGCAAGAUAAAACUUAUUUCAGAUCCUACCUCUUAUUCUGAUUUUAGAUUUGUUGAUCAGGGCUGUGGCUGCAGUGAAUGUGCAACGUAUAUUGCUGCACAAGAUUGGGAUUAUGAAGCAAGUGUAUUUGCAGGAAUAAACUGUGGUAAUAAUGGUCCGUGUGAUUACGUUGAUGAUCAGGAGGAAAAUGGUGAAUUUUACGUUUAUGGCGGUAGAGAUGGAUUUGCACAGAUCUCACUACUAGCAUUCUCUCCUUGCACGGAUGGCACAACAACUAUGAACAACUUUUAUUUUAAAGAUGGUGAUUAUAUUCUACAAGCAUGUGAUGAUGGGAUGUCUAAGGAUGCAUCUUUUUGUGUGGCAGAAUUAAGUAGUGUUUCCUCCACCACAGAUUGGUAUUUUAAGAAAAGCCCAGACGCAAAGUACGACAACGUAGCUUGUGCCUAAGUGCCUCGAUUUAUUUUAUUUUAUUAGUAUUGAAGUCUUUAAACUCUGCUUCAAAGUAUUUUCCAAAAAUAAAUAAACAAACGAAUGAUGAAUAAAUACUUAAGCGGGAAACUUUAUUGAUUAAGGCGAUCUUUUUCAAACAUAUUGUAUUGUGUUAGCAUAUUUUCAUCCUUCCUAAUUUGGAAUACCA
This is a messenger RNA of Halteromyces radiatus, 946 nucleotides long. RefSeq lists its product as uncharacterized. Bases 25 to 756 code for a protein of 243 amino acids. NCBI's taxonomy places the organism in Eukaryota, Fungi, Mucoromycota, Mucoromycetes, Mucorales, Cunninghamellaceae. The record is from RefSeq and is a predicted model, not a curated record. The transcript has a single exon.